AUGUUCACAUCAGAGGAGGAGCCUACACGCUUUGGAUUUAGCUGCCUGGGACGCCGCUUAUUGGCAGGAAGAUAUGCGAACCAUCUAGAGGACUUAGCCAGCGUGUUUUUGAAGAAAGGAAUUUAUUCUGCUUUCAUAGAGUUGCACAUAGAGCAAGGUCCAAUUUUGAAAGAGGAAGCUACAUCUAUCGGUGUGGUGACGGCUAUUGCCGCUCCAGCGAGCAUCAAAGUGGACUUUGAAGGCAAUGGAGACCAUGCAGGAGCAGUCUUGAUGCCUAUGAGAAAUGAUGCAGGACUGGCUGCUGCAGAGUUGGCUCUUGCUGUUGAGAAAUUUGAAUUAAAAUCUGGAUCUAUUGACACUGUUGGUACGGUUGUUAAGCCAAGACACUUACCUGUUACACAUUCCAAGCAAAUCACACCUGGAGAUAGAAUAACUCCAACGGGCACGAUUUUCAUUCCAUGUUAUGAAGGAUAUAACCAUAGCCUGAAGAGUGAAGAGUUUGCUUCCAUUCAGGAUAUCACGACUAGGGACCAUCUAGGAGUAGUAUAUGUGGAGCUUCCAGAUGUUGGUAAAACUGCGCACAAGGAACUGGAUUUAGAUCUGUUGAAAGUGUGA
Messenger RNA from Fraxinus pennsylvanica, 615 nucleotides. NCBI's taxonomy places the organism in Eukaryota, Viridiplantae, Streptophyta, Magnoliopsida, Lamiales, Oleaceae. The record is from the annotation of a GenBank genome assembly.